UCAAUGACAGCGAAAAAUAAAAUGUCACAAAUGGCGGGCCUUGUCUCUGAAAGUUAUGUUUAAGUUAAUUGUGAAAAUUUUUACUUUUUUGCAAUAAAUAAGUGAAUUAAAUAGAAGUGUUACUGAAUUUAUUGAAAAUUUGGCUUCACUAAUAUAAAAAUAUAUAUUUAGCAAAAUGAAUAUUGACGGUGUUGAAAUGAUUAAGGAGGAAUCACAAGAAACAUACAACUUGUGUCCACCGCUGGAAAAUACACAAACACAAAGUCGAAAUGUUGGCUCAUUAGUGCAUCUUACACAAAAAUUUGUGGAAUUGAUGAAACGCAAUGGAGGAGUUAUUGAUUUAAAGAUGGCAACAGAUAUUUUAGAUGUUCAGAAGAGGAGAAUUUAUGAUAUAACAAAUGUACUCGAAGGCGUUGGUCUCAUUGAAAAGACUCGUCAUAGCAGCAUGGUGCGCUGGAGAGGCGGUAUAAAUGAGGCUAAAAAUUAUGAGAAACUUAAAACAGCAAUGACGCGUACAAAUAAACUCAAGACUAUAGAAGACGAUUUGGAUUUGCAGUUAAAAUACGCAAAGCGUAAUUUGAAAUACAUAAAAGAGGAUGCUACAAAUAAGUCUUACUCUUAUGUGACACGAGAUGAUUUGCUACAAAUAUUUGGCGAGGAUGCUGUCUUCACUGUACCCAAGCAGGACAAUGAAGUUAAAUUUAAAAAGAUGGGGAAUACUUUACAUGUUUCUCUGGAUAAUGGAAACACAAUAGAUGUACGCUUGGUAACACAACAAGGUACAUGUACCUCAAAGCAAAACAUUGCAAAACUGCCAAAUAACACACCGAAAGUAAGUAAUCCUCUACGCACGACAGCGAAAGUUGACGCUAAGUCACACCUAGUCACUAAUGAACAUACAUAUUUCUGUAACCGUGAAAUGAAAGAGGAAAUGCAGGAAAUUGAUAAUCAAGUAACGGCAAGAAUUCUUUUCCGUAAGUGUACGACGGGUCAUUCUUUACGCCGCUUUUUUCCGGAUAAUCCUGAUUUAGAUAAUCCCCCAUUGUUGCAAUUAAAUCCACCACAAAAUGACUAUACUUUUACGUUGGCUCAAGAUGAAGGUAUUUGUGAGUUAUUUGACAUACCUUGCACUUAAUAUUUCCAAGGAUUUUCCUUCUUUCACCGAAGAUGAAAACUUGGAUAUUCCCAAACAAUGUUGCUUCGUCUGCAGCACAAAUCAUAUGAUCUAACAUCGCUUAAGUUUAGUGAAUAUAUGAAAAUUAGUUAAUUUGAUAAAAAAACGACUUUGAAAAAUAAAUAUUUUUUAACAACUGUA
This is a messenger RNA of Teleopsis dalmanni, 1315 nucleotides long. RefSeq names its product transcription factor E2F2 (gene E2f2). Gene Ontology annotation, cellular component: RNA polymerase II transcription regulator complex. Bases 176 to 1135 code for a protein of 319 amino acids. Gene Ontology annotation, biological process: regulation of transcription by RNA polymerase II. The transcript is spliced from 5 exons. The record is from RefSeq and is a predicted model, not a curated record. Lineage: Eukaryota; Metazoa; Arthropoda; Insecta; Diptera; Diopsidae. Gene Ontology annotation, molecular function: RNA polymerase II cis-regulatory region sequence-specific DNA binding; DNA-binding transcription factor activity, RNA polymerase II-specific.